CUAUAACCUUGUGUGAUAUGUUUAUCACCUCGUUUUAUCAUAAGUGUGUCGUCUUGUUACGUAGUCACUAAAGAUUGUAGGAAAAGGACUUCUUAUAAGUUGUUCAACUUGUGUCCUAUCCCAUUACUAAUUGUAUUGGCAAUACGAUAUUUUAAAUAAAAAAGAUAAGUUACCCGGUUCAAACUUAAAGAAAAUGUGAGGUUGUUUUGAUUUAAACUAGAAAGACAUCGCGGAUGUCGUCGAUGAAGCGGAAGACACUUACCCUUCCGCAACACCUGGUCUUAUUCUUGUACUUUAACAAUGGCCUCCGUGUAAAUACUUCGUUUGUUAUUAUUUUUGCGCUAGACUUGCACUUCGUUACUCUCUUGUCCUGCUUUACAGGGUUGACCGACACCAAUCCGUGGUACUUCAAAUUCAACUGGGUAGUUCUAAACGUUGCCAAUACUAGCGGCAUCACCGUGACCCUCCUCUACUGGGGCCUCCUCUACAGCAGUUCAGAGAAUAUGACUGCCGUAAACAUUGAGACGCACGCCCUGAAUGCCGUCUACGUCAUUCUGAACCUGUUCGUCACCGGUCUUCCCGUCAGGAUCCUACACUUUUGGCAUUCGAUGGUGUACGCCUUUGUGUACGUGCUGUUCUCUCUUUUCUACACGCUAGGGGGCGGCACCAACGAAGCAAACAAGAACUAUGUCUAUUCGGUUCUGGAUUGGAAGGGUAGCACUGGGUUCACCGUGGGUAUUUCUAUCGCCGUCAUCUUUGUCGCCAUGCCGUUAGUCCAUUGUGUGUGUUAUGGUAUUUACAGACUACGUCGGGCUAUCUGUUGUCAUGGCGACGGACACAUGAUCGACAGUAAGGAGGUCGAGUUAGCGUACCGAGAUAAUCCGUCCUACACCGCAGAUAAAGACGCCAGUUGAACAUAUACAGUAGACAUGAAAAUGUACACCCUUAGUAACACGUUAUAUACUUGAUUAUUGCACAGGCACAGUGACUGUCUAAAACAUGUAUAGCCUGCACUGUACCUCCCUCAGGGAAAUUAUUUCUAGAUCAGGAAAACCAGGGACGUAUAAUGGAGUCUAUAUACUGUCCCUGGGAAAACACACGAUCAAGAAAUAACGCUAACAUUAAUGAAUUAGAACGAACACAUCCUUAAAUUAUAUUCACGAGUUACACGGUAUGCUCUUAAAUACGGACAAAUAUUUAUACAAAACGCUUCGUGUUCCAAAUAACUAUAUUGCUUAUUCUAUCCAACCAGAACUACAAGUAUUUUAUCAUAUUCGCCAUAUUUGUUUUAAAAUUUUGUUGACAUUUAAAGGAUAACAUUUAUGUAAUCGUAAAGUGGGUCUAUGUUUGUCAGUAGGUUUUUUGGUUGCAAAUACACGCUUACUGGUGACGCGGAGCAUACACGCUUACUGGUGACGCGGAGCGAGUUAAUGAAAUGGAUAUUCACGACCGUAAAGACCACGCGUUACGUUACGUUUACCUUAUUGAAUCAUAUAUUAUGUGAUAAUUUUUUUUUACAUAUCCUUGGUUUUUUUUAUUCCAAACAAGACUAAAUACUAGGUCAACGAUAUCAUAGAUGAAACCAUCCGCCUCCUAGAUAUAUUUCGUUCGUACAAGUUUUAAAUUUAGCGUGGUAUUUCAGUUUGCGGAGAAAUUACCUUUGCUUAACUGCCGUUUAAUUAUGUCUAUAUUGUUGUUAAAAUACCGGCACACAUAUUAUGUGUAAAGAUCUAUGACAAGUAAAGCGCAUGUAAACUAUGGUGUUUUAAAAGAUGACCCUUAAAUGUUUAGUACCUGGACAAAUGUAAUAGUGGCUUAUUUCCUUCUAUAAAUAUCACAAGACCACAGACUUUAGUUAGUCUUAUUUAUUCCAGUUGGACAUUCAAUUCAACUCUGUAACAAAUAAUAAAGCAAACAUAAAUACACUGUCAAGCUAACCAUACAUUCACAACUCACAUGCACAAAGGGAGAUAACUCUUGCAAGGACAAAGUAAUCGGAACAAUACGUUACGCUAUUACAAUUACGAAGAUCUACAAUAACAGUUAUAAGUAAAAAACAAAAAACAAAAACAAAAACAAAAAACAAAAACAAAACAGUUAUCUUUACAUUUCAUAUAUAUUUAAUUCUACAAUAUUUCAGAUACAGGGUAGUCAUACUUGAGAUCCCUGGCCAGCUACGGAGCGCAACCGUGCAUGACGCACGCACGUCUACCGGUAUAGGUACA
Messenger RNA from Mizuhopecten yessoensis (Yesso scallop), 2225 nucleotides. Its product is annotated as protein rolling stone-like. The transcript is spliced from 2 exons. Bases 234 to 914 code for a protein of 226 amino acids. Gene Ontology annotation, cellular component: membrane. The record is from RefSeq and is a predicted model, not a curated record. NCBI's taxonomy places the organism in Eukaryota, Metazoa, Mollusca, Bivalvia, Pectinida, Pectinidae.